CAAUUGUUAGGGGUGUCAAUGGAUCGAUUUUGGGUUGGACUCCGUCGAUAUCGAAAGUGUUAUGGACGGUCCUUGAACUCGGACCGGUCCGAACACAAAUCGUCCAUUCAUAAAAUGGAUCGAAAAUAGACCGACCCUAAAAGUUCGAACAGCCCACUGGUCCGUUCAUUUUCGUUUGAAGUUUGAACGGACGUUUCACUUUCUCAAAGUCUAGGGUUCGGCGCUCCAUCUCAAAGUCUCGCCGGCGGUAUUUCCCUCUCUCCGGCGAUCUUCCUCUCGCCCUCUCACUUUCUCCAACGGCAGCAGUCCUUCUCUUAGCGCCUCUCACUUUCUCUAGCGAGCAGUACAACACUCUCUCUUCUCUCAGCGCCCUCUCACUUUCUUCAGGAGCGACAGCAGUCACAGCACUCCCUCUUCAGCGGCGACAGUCUCUCCUCUGACCUCUGCGAUUUGUUCAUUCAGAUCGUUUUAUUAGGCACCAGAAAAGGAGCCAUGCCAAGACAGCCAGGGAGGCAUAGUAACUUUUUAAAAACCAGGCCUUUGACUUUCUCUCCCUUUGCUCGUUGUGUUGCUCAACUUGCAUCCACCUGCAAGCUCAAGCGCCUUAUCCAGGAAUCCAAGUCCCAUCGAAAAUUUUCCAUUACACCCUCAGAUAAUCAGUACAUCAAGCACCAUUUGAAAGAGAAGAUUGAACAAUCUGAAUCUUCUGAUGAUGAAGAUAAUGAAGAAUUUGUUCAAGCAGAUUUCGCUUUCUUUGAUCCCAAACCGGAUGACUUUCAUGGAGUGAAGAUCUUGCUACAGACAUACCUUGAUGACAAGCAAUGGGAUCUAAGUGGAUUUGUAGACUUGAUACUUGCACAGACUACAGUGGGGACAGUGGUAAAAGUAGAGGAUUCAGAAGAUGAUGGACUCUUCUCUGUCAUCACAGCUCUUAAUCUAGGGAGAUACAAGGAUCAAAGAUGUAUCAUGGAGCUGAAGGAGUUCCUGCUUAAAGUAUGUGAGGAGGGAACAUUAAGUAACCUGAAAUUGCUUUUGGGAGAGGAAGUAUGGAAUGCUGGUCUCUUGGUCUCCCAGCGUGUGGUCAAUCUACCUCCCCAACUUUUGCCUCCACUUUAUGAUGCGCUCUUUGAUGAAGUCUCAUGGGCAACUGAAGAUGAGCCAACAGUGGACCUCCGGAAUUCCUUCCGCUUUAAAUUUUAUCUACUGAUCACUAAGAUAUACAAGCAUAAGAACAUUGGCCAACAAAAGCAUGCAUCAAGAAGUAGCAAUGAGGAGCCAAUUAUAUAUAUUAAGCCUGAAGAUGAAAUUUUUCAUAAGCUUAGCAGAUGGUCCUUCAAUUUUCCCUUGCGGACUCAGCAGCUGGCAACUCAUGAGCUAAGGAAUUACAGGCUGGUGGGACUUAUCAUGGCUGUAGAGGCAGAAAAAAUUUCAACUUUUCGACAGGAGUUGAAAUCUCUAAUAAUGGAGUCCUGAGGUCAUACAUAAAGGUAGUGAACUACUAGGUUAUGGUUCCUCAAUUAAUUUUCACAUUGGGACUGGUGUAUUGGAGAUUUACACAAGGAUUUCUCAACCUUUCUUAUUUUUCUUCACCCUGUAAAAUGGGCCACUAAUGAUCAGCUCUGCAUUGUAUGUACUGAAUUAGCCAUAUUUAAUUUUGGAAGUAUCGGAAAAUUUUGUUUAUUAUUUUUAAUUCGACAUUAUAAUGAAACAUGCAUCAAGUAGAAGUGUACCCAGGGAUGUCUGCCUGAGUCUAUGGACUCUAGAUGCUGUGUGCCUGAGUCGAGUAUGUGUGAUCUGGUUUUCUUUGUUUUUAUUAAUUAGAUUUUUCCAGUUUCAUGGUUUAAAGUAUUGAUAGAUAUCAGUCUUUUAAUUUA
Molecule: messenger RNA, 1874 nt
Organism: Nelumbo nucifera (sacred lotus)
Lineage: Eukaryota; Viridiplantae; Streptophyta; Magnoliopsida; Proteales; Nelumbonaceae
Product: CDK inhibitor P21 binding protein
Cellular component (GO): nucleus
Source: RefSeq, a predicted model, not a curated record